Solanum pennellii is the source of this 2331-nucleotide messenger RNA. RefSeq names its product O-fucosyltransferase 36-like. Lineage: Eukaryota; Viridiplantae; Streptophyta; Magnoliopsida; Solanales; Solanaceae. Gene Ontology annotation, biological process: protein O-linked glycosylation via fucose. The transcript has 3 exons. The coding region runs from base 272 to 1966 and encodes 564 amino acids. Gene Ontology annotation, molecular function: peptide-O-fucosyltransferase activity. The record is from RefSeq and is a predicted model, not a curated record.
AAUUGCAUGAACCAAACGACUGGUAACCAAACACCACCUCCUAGCUUCACGAAUCACGGAGAUGUCUAUUGUUCACUUUACACUUGCACCCCUAACCACACACACACGUUGCUCCGACUCCCUCUUCUUCUUCUCCGAUCACAUUCCGGCAGUCUCAGUUCCACCGAAAAGCUGCUACAACUGUUAGAUACACACUUGGGCACUGUUCCUGUACGGCAGGAUUGUCAAGGAAAAUUCUUGAAAAUUGCCAAUGCGCAUUUGAUUUCCCGUCAUGAUGAUGGAGAGAGAUCCCUCCAACGAAGAAGAGGAUCAAGAGAACCUGAUCGCGCAGAGACAACACGGAAACAGCCUUUCCGAAUUCCCGGAGCGUACGGCAUUUCAAAUUGACGACGAAAUUGCGAAUACUCGCCCCUCCGAUCCCAGCUGCAGUAAGUGCUGCUGUUUCUCAACAAUUAUUUUUGCUGUCUUCUUAAUCAUCCUUCGCUUCAGCACCAGCGUUAAUAACGUCUCUAAAACCGGCGUAAUGAAUAAUGACUCCGUCAAUCUUAUGCUAGAGUCCGAAUUGCGGGCUCUGUCUCUGCUUAGACAGCAACAAUUAGGGCUCUUCAAGCUGUGGAACAACACACUGAUUGAUAAUUCCUUGAAUGCUACUGCCGCUAACAAUAGUAAUUUUGUUUCAACGUCCUUAUUUUCUUCUGUGCUUUCUGAAGAAUUGAAAUUGGAUUUGAUCAGUCAGAUUUCACUGAAUAAGCAAAUUCAGCAAGCACUCUUGUCGUCUCAUCAAUUAAAUAACUUGUUAAAUGCAUCCGAUAAUGCUACCGAUCCUAGUCUGGACGAUUAUAGUGGUUUGCAUAGGUGUAGGAAGAUGGAUUAUAAAUUAUCUGACAGGAGAACAAUUGAGUGGAAACCGAGGUCGGAUAAGUAUCUGUUUGCAAUAUGUGCAUCAGGACAGAUGUCAAACCAUUUAAUUUGUUUGGAAAAGCAUAUGUUUUUUGCUGCUCUGCUUAACCGGAUUAUGAUCAUUCCUAGCUCACGAGUAGAUUAUGAAUUUCGUCGAGUGUUAGAUAUUGAUCAUAUCAACAAAUGCUUGGGGAGGAAAGUGGUUGUAACUUUUGAGGAAUUUGCAAAAAGUCAAAAGGGUCAUAUGCACAUAGAUAAGUUCGUUUGCUAUUUCUCUCAACCACAGCCUUGUUUUCUGGAUGACGAGCAUCUUAAGAAGUUGAAGUCAUUAGGGGUUUCCAUGAAUAAGCUCGAAGCUGCUUGGGAUGAGGAUAUUAAGAACCCGAAGCCAAGGACUGUUCAAGACAUUAUGUCAAAGUUCUCUUUGGAUGAUGCUGUUAUUGCUAUUGGUGAUGUAUUUUUUGCCAAUGUGGAAAAGAAAUGGGUAAUGCAACCUGGUGGCCCCAUUUCGCACAAAUGCAAGACACUCGUUGAACCAAGUCGUCUUAUAUUGCUCACUGCCCAACGUUUCAUCCAAACUUUCUUGGGAAAGAACUUUAUUGCUCUUCAUUUCCGCAGACAUGGUUUCUUAAAGUUCUGCAAUGCCAAAAAACCUAGUUGCUUCUACCCUGUUCCUCAAGCUGCAGAUUGUAUUAAUCGUGUGGUUGAAAGGGCCACUGCCCCAGUAAUUUAUCUUUCCACAGAUGCUGCAGAAAGUGAAACUGGUAUACUUCAAUCACUAGUUGUUGUCAAUGGCAAAACUGUGCCACUUGUUAGAAGGCCUGCUCAGAAUUCAGCUGAGAAAUGGGAUGCUUUAUUGUACAGACAUGGCCUCGAAGGAGAUCGGCAGGUGGAAGCAAUGCUGGACAAGACCAUUUGUGCUAUAUCUGAAGUCUUUAUUGGAUCAAUGGGCUCUACUUUCACGGAAGAUAUCUUACGUCUUAGGAAGGCCUGGGGAACAUCAUCACUUUGUGAUGAGUAUUUAUGCCGGGGUGAAGUUCCCAAUUUCAUUGCAGACGAUGAAUGAACCCCGAUUAGUUGUUGAGAUUUUCUUGUCAUCAGGUUUCACAUUCUGCUACUGAAGCUGGAAGAUUUAGGAGGUCUUCUUAACAAGUUAUCAUGCCUGAGUUAAUUACCCCAAAAGGCAUAUUGCCCUUGAUUCUUUUGAUAUGUGAUCUAGUGUAUUUACAUUAGUCUAGCCAUGCUGCUUUAUUAGUUGAGAUGGAUUGGUUUAGUUUGAUCUUAUGCAUUUAUAGUUUACCAGUGUACAAAAUCCAGAUACUUAACAUUACCUCACAUGUUCAAUCCUUUAAAAUAUUUAACCAAGUGGUUAAUUUUUCCUUUUUGUGAAAAAUUGGCUACAAAUCCAGGUCUUCUUUUGGUGAUUUGAAA